AUGUCGCGGGGCAGGCCUCGGCGUGGUGGAAAAAAGGGGCACGCGCGGAAGAAAGCACGCGCUGAAAACCGGCACGGUAGGGGCACGGUUUGUGAAACGCCUCCUUCACCGGCGGCAGAGCCCCCGUCGGACUCCGAACAGGAGCUAUGCAUACCAGCGGGACUUGAGAACCUUGGCAACACAUGCUUUUUCAACUCUGUUCUCCAGUGUCUUGCGCGAUUACCUUCCUUGCAGUCAUACUUCCAGAGCACUAAGAGUAACGCAAUCGUUCGAUUCGAGGGAGCGGUGACGCUUGCACUGCGGUUGUUUCUCAUGACCCUUUGGCGGCAUGAGCGACAACGCGCGCAGAAGCGUAUAUUUGCCGACUCUUCAACUGGAACGGAAAGUGACAUAGCUGCUGGUAGCAGCGCUCCAAACCAUACGAACGACAGUGCUGCCCUGGAGCGUGCCACCCGCCGACUUUUCGAGGAGAUCGGCGAGAAAUGUCCACGUUUCAAAGGCUGGGCACAGCAGGACGCCCAUGAGCUGCUGUUGGCACUUCUCUGGACCAUAGACGAUGAGGAGCAAGAACGACUGCGGGCAGGGAAGAGUAUGUCGAAGACACCGGACUCGGCGAAAACGGUCGAGCAGGCACGCAGUUUCGUGCGAGAUAUCUUCGAAUGCCGCGUAGAAGACCGACUGGAGAUGCCGAGCUCAGGCGGGAAACCACAAGUGCGACACGAGGAGUGCCUUGCGUUGUCGUUGCCAAUACUUCGCCUUAGACAAAGUGGAGAUGCUCGUGUACGAGGCGGUCGAAACGAAGAGCAGCGAGCGGGAACCAGAGACAUGUGCGCAAGUGGUUGUUCCGUUGACGGCAAGGAUGCGCCCAAAGCGGGUGCAGACGCGCGUAGACAAAACCUAGACGGCACGGAUCUAUCUGAAACGGAGUGGAAUCAAAGUCGAAGCCUGAUGCAGGCUAACAACAGAAGCUAUUCCGAGGAUGAAGACUACGACGAAUCAGAUUGUCGCCUCGCUUGCGUCUCUUCUCUGUUUGACGACGUUGAGCUGGAUGACGAGCCUGCGUGCAGAGAUUCGGCGUCGAGAGCUUGCUCCGCGACACGAGCAUCAUCCACGGGCAUAGGUGUACACGGAGGACUCCUAGCCCUCACCUGCGAACCGAUGCAUUCGAAGAACAGCGUGCAUGGCUCAUCGCAAAUGUCUGAGGUAUGCACCCGACUUGGCGAAUGUAUUGCAGAAUGGGCACGCACAGAAGUCAUUGAACUGGUGCAGAGCACGCAGACAUCCAAAGAGUGUGCCACCACAGGACAUGAUGCAGAAAAAAACAGUUCGGAGAAAUUAGCGUCCAACAAGGAACAGUCCACGUCGUGUACUUCGUCAGCGUUACCCGACAUCAACACGGCGAACGGGGUGCGAUGCGAGAGCAUACCUCCCGGUUCGCAGACGGGUGCAGGCGCUGUGAGCACAUCCAACGGUUUCCAUUCUGGAGACUCGGCGGCAGCGGGCCACGCCAGCGAGACGGUCUCUGACUGGGAAGCGGCUCCGCUGAAAGCUCGCAAGUGGAUGCGUCUGGAGAACGCCCCGCGCUGUCUUGUACUGCACAUGAAACGCUUUACGCAGCUGGACGUCGGAUACGUUACCAAAAUAGACGAUCAUAUCAGUUUCCCGGAGACGCUAUCUUUGGGUGAGCUCUCUGAAACAGAGGCGCUGGCUCCGAUGGUUGCGGCGGAUCUUGCGCGUGUUCGAUACGAACUAUGUGGUGUUGUUGAGCACAACGGUACACUGCACUUUGGUCACUACGUAGCCUAUGUGCGAGCCAGGAGAGUUGCCACAAGCAACCAGCAGUGGUUCUACUGCAGUGAUCGACAUAUCCGUAGCUGUACAUUAGAUGAGGUCCUCCAGGCGCAAGCCUACCUCCUGUUUUAUUUCCGCGUGUCCGAAUCGGAGGAGAACAACUUGCCCGCUGCUGUACCCGAGAAGCCGUAA
Cyanidioschyzon merolae strain 10D is the source of this 1983-nucleotide messenger RNA. Its product is annotated as ubiquitin-specific protease. The transcript has a single exon. Bases 1 to 1983 code for a protein of 660 amino acids. The record is from RefSeq and is a predicted model, not a curated record. Lineage: Eukaryota; Rhodophyta; Bangiophyceae; Cyanidiales; Cyanidiaceae. Gene Ontology annotation, biological process: protein deubiquitination. Gene Ontology annotation, molecular function: cysteine-type deubiquitinase activity.